AUGUCUCCCCAAAACCAUACUACAAUGACUGAAUUCACACUCUUGGGACUCACUGAUGAUCCAGUGUUGGAGAAGAUCCUGUUUGGAGUAUUUCUGGUAAUCUACUUAGUCACGCUGGUGGGAAAUCUGUGUAUGAUCUUGCUGAUCAGGACCAAUUCCCGUCUCCAAACUCCCAUGUAUUUCUUCCUUGGGCACCUCUCUUUUGUAGACAUCUGCUAUUCCUCCAAUAUCACUCCCAAUAUGCUGCACAACUUCCUCUCAGACCAAAAGACCAUCUCCUACACUGGAUGCUUCACACAGUGUCUUCUCUUCAUUGCACUGGUAAUCACUGAGUUUUACAUCCUUGCCUCAAUGGCACUGGAUCGCUAUGCUGCCAUUUGUAGUCCUUUACAUUACACUACCAGGAUGUCAAAGAAGGUUUGUAUUUCCCUAGUCACAGUGCCUUAUACAUAUGGCUUCCUUAAUGGACUCUCUCAGGCAGUUUUGACUUUUCACUUAUCCUUCUGUGGCUCCCUUGAAAUCAAUCAUUUUUAUUGUGCUGAUCCUCCUCUUAUAAUGUUGGCCUGCUCUGACACCUACGUCAAAAAGAUGGCGAUGUUUAUUGUUGCCGGCUUUACUCUUUCAAGUUCUCUUUUCAUCAUUCUCAUGUCCUAUCUCUUCAUUUUUGCGGCCAUCUUGAGGAUGCGUUCUGCUGAAGGCAGGCACAAAGCCUUUUCUACUUGUGGUUCCCACCUGACAACAGUCACUAUAUUUUAUGGAACCCUCUUCUGCAUGUACUUAAGGCCCCCAUCUGAGAAAUCUGUAGAGGAAUCCAAAAUAAUUGCAGUGUUUUAUGCUUUUUUGAGCCCAAUGCUGAACCCAUUGAUCUACAGCCUAAGGAACAAGGAUGUGAUACAUGCCAUGAAGCAAAUGUUCAAGGGUAAUCUCUCUCAUAAAAUUGUAGUUUGGAAGUCCUGUCUUUUGUAA
Messenger RNA from Chrysochloris asiatica (Cape golden mole), 966 nucleotides. RefSeq names its product olfactory receptor 5M10-like. Gene Ontology annotation, cellular component: membrane. NCBI's taxonomy places the organism in Eukaryota, Metazoa, Chordata, Mammalia, Afrosoricida, Chrysochloridae. Gene Ontology annotation, biological process: sensory perception of smell; G protein-coupled receptor signaling pathway. The record is from RefSeq and is a predicted model, not a curated record. The transcript has a single exon. Gene Ontology annotation, molecular function: odorant binding; olfactory receptor activity; G protein-coupled receptor activity. The coding region runs from base 1 to 966 and encodes 321 amino acids.